GCAAAUACAAAAAUUACCUGUUUAAGCUUUUGAAAAUUCAGACAUUUCUUUUAAAAAAUCCUUAUUUCUGUUCACUGACAGGUGCAGAAUACACUAAAGUUACACUUGAUCACUGAUUUUUGUAUGAUUAUGUGCACUUAACUAAACCACAUUUAUCAAAAUUUGACCCCCACCAGUGACUAGGAUAGAAGUUAUGGAUCACAUGGCAGACAGACACACAACAGUGUGCCCACAACAUGGUUAAGAUACCCCCUCCACAAGGGAGUGUCUGAGCUUGAUUCCUGGCUAUUGUUGAUUACUCAGCUUCCUCCCAGACUGUGGGAGGCAGUGGUGAUGACUAAAGUACUUGGGUGACUGUAACCCAUGUAGGAGACCUGGAUCAAUUUCCAGCUCCCAGCUUCUGUAGUAGUCCAUCCAAAGACAUUGUAAACAUUUAGGAGUGAAUCAAUGGAUGGGUGUGCUUGCUUUCUUUUUCUCUCUCCCUCUCCCUCCCUAUCCAUGUCUCUCUGUGUGUUUCCCUAUUAAACAAAAAGGAGAUACAAAAGGGAAAGCAGAAAACUGGAGAAUGAUGAAACCUCUAAAAGAUAACUAACACACAACAGUAUGUUCCAAUCAUGAAUGAUCAACAUUAAGUUAGUGUUGACAUAACACAGUCCUGGCAUUUAGAGCACAAAUAAGUCAAUGAAAUUUGUAUUAUUGUUAAAAUAAAGUAUAUUUAACUGCUUCUUAAUUACGCUUAUUUAGAAUAUUAUCUUUGAAGACAAAAGGGCAUUUCCUAUUCUUUUUUAUUAAAAGACUUGGUUGCAUUUGACUAUGUUCAUGGACUAGUUAUGUCUAAUGUUCUGGGUUUCUUAACUUUUUUAAGUUGCUCUAAAAAACAUUCUUUUAAUUAUAUUUCUUCUGUGGACCUUAGAGUUACCCUGAUGUUAUACCCAUGAUUAGCUGAAUUAAAACUAUAUGUAGAAUAACUAUAUGCAAACACUGUGGGCCCAUGUCUCCUUUUUCCAUCCCUCUCUCUUUUUCCAGAAGGAGCACAGGCUCUGUUGAAACACAAAAUCUGACGUGUGUCCUAGAAUUCCAUUUCGUGGGCUUCUCAGAGGAUCCAGCCCUGCAGUCCCUCCUGUUUGGGCUGUUCUUGUCCAUGUACCUGGUCACAGUGCUCAGGAACCUGCUCAUCAUCCUGCUCAUCAUCUCUGACACCCACCUGCACACCCCCAUGUACUUCUUCCUCUGCAACCUGUCCUUGGCUGACAUGGGUUUCACCUCCACCAUGGUUCCCAAGAUGAUUGUGGACAUCCACACUCACAGCACAGUCAUCUCCUAUGUGGGCUGCCUGACACAGAUGUCUCUCUUUCUCAUCUGUGGAUGCAUGGAUGAUUUGAUUCUGACUGUGAUGGCCUAUGACCGGUUUGUAGCCAUUUGUCAUCCACUGCAUUACCAGGUCAUCAUGAACCCCCGCCGCUGUGGCUUCUUGGUUUCUGUGUCUUUUGUGGCCAGCCUUUUCGAUUCUCUGCUGCACAACUUGAUAUUAUUACCAGUUACCUGCUUCAAGGCAGUUGAAAUUUCUAAUUUCUUUUGUGACCCUUCUCAGCUACUCAAUCUUACAUGUGAUAACACCUUCAACCAUGACAUAGUCAUGUAUCUUAUUGGUAUUGUAUUUGGGUUUUUCCCUAUCUCAGGGAUCCUCUUCUCUUACUAUAAAAUUGUGUCCUCCAUUCUGAGAGUCCCAUCCCCAGAAGGGAAGUACAAAGCCUUCUCCACCUGUGGCUCACACCUGUUGGUCGUUUGCUUAUUUUAUGGAUCAAGUUUAGGCGUGUAUCUCAGUGCAUCAUUCUCCACCUCUUCCAGAGAGAGUGCUGUGGCCUCACUGAUGUACACCCUGGUCACCCCUAUGUUGAACCCCUUCAUCUACAGCCUGAGGAACAGGGACAUCAAGAGAGCUCUGCAGAGAACUCUCAACAGAAUUAGCUAAUCUCACUGCCCUUGCCAUCCUUGUGUUCCUAGAACUGAAAUGGGCAGCUUCAAGAUGUCUAGAAUCAGUCCUCAGGUCACAGCAUGUGAAGGCAUCUAUCAUCAUCUCCAUGUCUUUUGGGCUUCUCUUACCACAACCUUUCCUCUCAACAUAUGGGAAGCUAACGCUGUAGGCUGGGGCUUUAACUUGCUGUGUCACUGUGCAGGCCCCAGGUUGGAGCUCUUAAAAAAAUCACUACUCUACUUUCCACCUUUCUUUAAUAAAAGGUCACUCAUGGUCACUAACCUUAACUACAUAUGAAGUGUGGUACAUUUCACUCAUCUCUUCUCUCCCCACUCAGGCCUCAUUGUUGGAGAGAGUCCCUUUAGUUACCAUUUCUGUUCACAUGUUUUUCCCUCUUUACCUCUGUCCUGCAGUAGCUAUUGGACCCAUUGCCCAUAUUCCGUUCUCUCCAUUAUGAGAACUGGAUUUGUUUCUGUUUCUUGACUGAUGAAUACAUCAUGACAAGGGGCAAAGGUAGAGGAUGAGCUGUGAUAGGAGUAUUUAAAAAUGUGCACAAGGGGGCGGCACUGUUGCAUGUUAGGUUAAGCCUCUGCCAGCAGUACUGGCAUCCCAUAGGGUGCUGGUUCGAGUCCUGGCUGCUCCACUUCUGAUGCAGCUUCCUGCUAAUGGCCUGGGAAAUCAGCGGUGGAUGGCAUAAAUGCUCAGGCCCAUGCACCCAUGUUGGAGACCCAGAAGAAGUGCUUAGCUCCUGGCUUUGGAUUAGCCCAUCUCCAGCUGUUGCAGCCAUUUGGGGAGUGAAUCAGUGGAUGGAAGAUCUGUCACUCCUUCUCUUUCUGUAACUCUGCCUUUUGAAUAAAAUAAUUUUUUUCAUGUGUUCAAGAAAUCAAGCCAGUUUUCAAUAUCAGUCUUCUCAUAAACACAAACGAGGCAGAAUUUAGGGUCUUCUCAUUUCUGUUGAUGACACUCAUCUUUUGAGGUGGGUGUUAGUGCCAUUUGGGAUGCCUGUACUGCAGGGCCUGGUUUUGAAUCCUAGCUCCACUCUGAUUCUGAAUUCCUACUAAUGUGCAUCUUUGGAGGCAGCAGGUGAUGGCUCAAGCAGUUGGGUCCCUGCCACACACGUGGGAGAUGUGGACUGAAUUCUUAGCUUCUGGCUUUGGCCUGGCCCAGCCUUGGCUGCUGUGGGCAUUUAGGGAGUGAACCAGUGGAUGGAGAACAUUGCUCUCUCAAUCUCUCAGUAUUUUCCUUUCAAAUAAAAUAAAUUUUUACAACUAAAAAAAGGAACAUUCUUCAUGUGAGGGAAAAACAGCAAAUGUCCUAUUUCAUUGUGCAAACAUAACUCUCCAGACAUAGUAUGUCUGGCAGGUGAGAACCUUAAUUUUUUUAAAAGAAGGUUUGCUUAUUUGAAAGGAAGAGAG
Molecule: messenger RNA, 3390 nt
Organism: Oryctolagus cuniculus (rabbit)
Lineage: Eukaryota; Metazoa; Chordata; Mammalia; Lagomorpha; Leporidae
Source: RefSeq, a predicted model, not a curated record